Molecule: messenger RNA, 1946 nt
Organism: Humulus lupulus (European hop)
Lineage: Eukaryota; Viridiplantae; Streptophyta; Magnoliopsida; Rosales; Cannabaceae
Exons: 15
Coding region: 1171-1560 (129 amino acids)
Biological process (GO): regulatory ncRNA-mediated post-transcriptional gene silencing
Cellular component (GO): cytoplasm
Molecular function (GO): nucleic acid binding
Source: RefSeq, a predicted model, not a curated record
AUUAGUGUUCUGUGAUUUUCUUAUCUAUUAUUAACAUUAUUAAAAGAAAUUUAUAUCUAUUUUUACUGCUGUAGCUAAAGAAAAAUUUGAAAGGGGUUAAAGUAGCAGGCAGUCAUUUGCAUAAUACAAGGACUUAUAAGAUUACUGGGAUAUCGACAGAGCCACUGAACAAAUUAAUGUUUACUCUUGAUGAUAAGAUGACACAGAUUUCAGUUGCUGCUUACUUUCAAGACAAGUACAAAAUCAAACUCAGAUAUGUGACAUGGCCUGCUUUGCAAGCAGGAAAUGCAGCAAAGCCUAUUUACUUACCCAUGGAGGUUUGUACAAUUGUUGAGGGGCAAAGAUACUCUAAGAAACUCAAUGAAAGGCAAGUAACCAAUCUAUUGAGGGCAACCUGUCAAAGACCAAACGACAGGGAAGAAAACAUUUGGUGAAUUGUUAAGCAUAACAAAUACAGUGAUCAGGAACUUGUCCAGGAUUUUGGAAUUAGUGUUGCAAACAAUUUGACAAUGGUUGAUGCUCGAGUUUUGCCUCCACCAGUGCUUUUAUACAGAGAUACUGGGAGGGAGGCUGCUGAGCAUCCUCGAUUUGGGCAAUGGAAUAUGUCCAAUAAAAAAAUGAUCAAUGGAAGCCAAGUUGAGUUUUGGACAUGUGUGAACUUCUCGCGUAUCAAUUUAGAUAUUCAUGAUUGCUUUUGUUCAGAAUUGGUCAGUACUUGCCUCAAUAGGGAAAUGGCCUUCCAAACUAGACUAGUAAUUCCUGCAGCGCUUGGCCAGCUAACCAAAUUGAGAGGGCUUUGAGAUCUGUUCAUGAGCAAUGCAAGAAGAUACUUGGCAACAAACAACUACAGUUGUUAAUAGUUAUCUUGCCUGAUUCUGGUGGUUCAUAUGGGAUGAUUAAACGAAUUUGUGAAACUGAGCUUGGAAUUGUUUCACAAUGCUGUGAGCCUAAACGGGCAGUGGAGCUCAACAGACAGUAUUUGGAGAAUCUAUCCCUGAAGAUUAAUAACAAGGUUGGCGGCUGGAAUACAGUGUUAAGUGAUGUUAUCCAUAGGAAAAUUCCUUUUGUGUCUGAUUUGCCUACAAUAAUCUUUGGUGCUGAUGUAACACAUCCACAACCCGGAGAGGAUUCUGGCCCUUCAAUAGCAGUCGUAACCAUGUGUAAGGAGGAAUGAUAAGGGAACAUUUAAUUGCUUUCAGAAGAUCUACUGGAGCCAAACCUCACCGGAUUAUAUUCUACAGAGAUGGUGUUAUUGACGGACAGUUCAAUCAAGUGAUGUUUCACGAGGUAGAUGCUAUAAGAAAGGCACUGUUGUCAAUACCCAAAUCUGCCACCCAACUGAGUUUGACUUCUACCUUAACAGUCAUGCUGGAAUUCAGGGAACCAGUCGGCCUACUCACUACCAUGUCUUGUUUGAUGAGAACAAUUUCCUUGCUGAUGCCGGUACCUUUCCAUUUACAUGGUCCUCAUGGUGUUUUGCGGCAUCUGAAAUACCUCAUUGAGACAAAAGGAUCAGCAGUGGUCUGUGUUGCUAAGGGAGCAGGGCAGAUUCUGUCAUGAAUGAAAUGGUAUGGAGCUCUUUUGUUGUAGCUUCUAUUUUGAGUAUCAAAAGGGUAACAUAGAAGCUGCACUUCAGAUUGUAAAUUACAAGAUACUCUAUCUAGGGCUGUUGAAUCACUACCAGAGUUUUGGAGUUCAGCCAUUAGAAUAAUUGAAACUGUGAAGCUAUAUGAAACAGUUGGAAUGGGAAAUGGAGAGAACGAGCCAAAGCAAGAGUGAUAGUUGGAGGAUGUUAUAGUAGACAAUAUUCUCUAAGUUUCUUGUUAUAGUAAUUUUUCAAUAUGUUGAAUAUUUAAGAAUACUUAAAGAACAUUUUGUUGUUGAUGAUAGUGUUGAAUAUUUUAAACUAAUUUGUGGAUUGUUAAUACAAUGUUGAAUGUUUUUAC